Molecule: messenger RNA, 1965 nt
Organism: Humulus lupulus (European hop)
Lineage: Eukaryota; Viridiplantae; Streptophyta; Magnoliopsida; Rosales; Cannabaceae
Product: MACPF domain-containing protein At1g14780
Exons: 8
Coding region: 138-1946 (602 amino acids)
Biological process (GO): plant-type hypersensitive response; regulation of salicylic acid mediated signaling pathway
Cellular component (GO): plasma membrane
Source: RefSeq, a predicted model, not a curated record
AUAUAUCUAGAAACAUUCCAAGUCUUGGCCUAAUACUACUCUUUCUUUCUCUAUUCUCUCCUCAUUCUCCAUUUUCAUCAUAAACUUCUUCUCUCUUUUCUCGUCGCAGAGAGAAUAAUAACAACAACAACAACAACAUGAGCCAAUCCAAUACUCAAAUUGUAGAGAAAGCUCUGAGUUGCUUAGGCAAAGGCUUCGAUUUGACCUCAGAUUUCCGGCUUCAGUACUGCAAAGGCAAAGAAAGGCUAAUCCUCCUCAACGACACUCACAAGCAACGACUCUCCGUCCCCGGCUUUGGCGCCGUCGACGACAUCUCCUCCGAUAUUAAAUGCGACAAAGGCGACCGCGUUCGAUACCAAUCCGAUAUUCUCAACUUCAAUCAGAUGUCGGAGUUUUUCAACCAAAAAACAUCGGUGCCGGGGAAGAUACCGUCGGGGAUGUUCAACUCAAUGUUUGGGUUUCAGAGUGGGUCUUGGGCCAUGGACGCUUCGAAUGUGAAGAAACUGGGCUUAGAUGGCUACUUCAUUAUUCUGUUCAAUCUCCAUAUCGAUCGAUACCCACUUCUUCUCUCUCCAGAGGUCCGUAACGCCGUUCCUUCUUCGUGGGACCCACGCGCUCUUGCAAGAUUCAUAGAGAAGUAUGGGACUCACAUUGUAGUGGGAUUGAGCGUUGGAGGUCAAGAUGUGGUGCUGGUUAAGCAAGAUACAUCUUCUAAGAUAGAACCCUCUGAGCUCAAAAAACACUUGGAUGAUCUUGGAGAUCAGCUCUUUACUGGGACGUGUAAUUUCUCACCAAUGCUCUCCAAAACCAAAGAUAACAAACUAAAGGCACCUCUGGCAUUCAAUUUGUUCGAUUCUCAGCCCAUGGCCCUUAGCAGCUCUGUGUCCAUGAACACGAAAGAUGGUAUCACUGUUGUAUGCUCAAAAAGAGGAGGUGAUCCGUCUUCCCUUAGCCAUUGCGAGUGGCUUCUAACAGUUCCAUCAAUGCCGGAUGUGGUUCAAUUUAGUUUCAUUCCAAUCACUUCUCUUCUUAAAGGUGUUACUGGGAAAGGUUUCUUAUCCCAUGCCAUCAAUCUCUAUCUUCGAUACAAGCCUCCUCUAGUUGAUUUAGAGUACUUUCUGGACUUUCAAACUCACAGGAUUUGGGCUCCCAUUUACAACGACCUUCCUCUUGGCCCUACAACAAACAGGGCUACUACAUCACGGGCAAUCCAGUUCAACAUGAUGGGACCCAAGUUGUAUGUGAACAAUAAUCAGGUUGUGGUUGGAAAAAGGCCAGUCACUGGAAUGCGCUUGUAUCUUGAGGGCAUGAAAUGCAAUAGGCUAGGCAUUCACCUCCAGCACCUAACAAAUUGUCCAAUUAUGUUCCAAGACAAGAUAGACGACACAACAAUAUGGCGAGGCUCAGAAGACAUAGCUGAUCACGAGCAGUACUUGGAAGCUAUCAAUGGAAAGAAGUUUUCCCAUAUUUGUACAAUGCCUAUAGAAUACAACACGGAAUGGACCUCCAAGAAAGAUGUAGUUUUCAUUGUCACCGGAGCUCAACUCCUUAUGACAAAGCAAGACUCAAAGAAUGUUCUUCAUCUUCGGCUCUUGUUUUCAAGGGUCUCGAAUUGCUUCACUGCUCAAUCUAGUUGGGCCGAAUGCUCCACAGAAUUUUCCCAAAAGUCGGGUAUUUUCUCUGCUAUCACUACUACGUUUUCAGGUAUUCCCCAAUUGCCCAAAGAUAAGACACCAGCUGUGAUUGUGGACUCUGCCAUCUUUCCAACAGGACCUCCGGUUUCCCAACAAACUCCAAAGCUUCUUAAAUAUGUAGAUACAUCCCAUUUAUGUAAAGGGCCACAGGACAAUCCUGGGUAUUGGUUAGUUACAGGAGCUAGAUUGUACUUAGAGAAAGGGAAGAUAGGUUUGCAUGUAAAGUUCUCUUUGUUAAACAAUUGUUCAUGAUUAAAAAAAAAAUUCUUAU